GGCUGCGCAGGCGCGCGGCGCGGGGGGCGGGGCUGGCGGCGGCGGCGGAGGCGAUGGCGGAGGCGAUGGCGGCGCGGGGCGGCCUCGGGCCCCGGAGGGACUCCCGUCGCCGCCGGCCGCCCGACGGGACCGAGGUUAGAAAACUUGUCUGGUUUAGCAGAACAAACCUACCCUGCUGGGACUCAAGAGUGGACAAGGAGGAUGGAAGUAACAUCUGUAUACAUCUGCUCCGUGUAAAAUGCCAACCUGUCAUCCCCAGGGAGCUGCAUGGGCCCAUGGUGCACAUGUGUGCACCUUGCACCAGCAGCAGGAGGGCCAGGCAUCAGCACCCAGGAAACACUCUCAGGGUGCGGUCAACAGGGCCACUUUGCCAGGGACCAACAAAUAAAAACCUCUAGACAAGAUCAAUUCCACAUGGGUGCUAGAUGCUCUGAGGAAGCCAACAAGACUGGCAUCCUGAACCCACCUGCCAAAGGACUUGAGAAGGCAGUUCAGUUUUUUAAAAUUAGCCCUACGACUCAUAAAAAUGAUUCUCGCAAAAGGUUCACUUCUUAAGAUGUCCAUACGCAAAAUUAUGGAAGAAAAAUACCACGUUGAGAUGGCUGUAUUUUCUUCACAAAUAGAUAUUUCUUGUUGAUUUUUGUGGCACUUAGAAGAUGUCCCAGAUUAGAGAUAAUAACAGUAUUUGAUUGAUUAAACAGAAGCUUUGCACUUCACUUUGAUGCACGUACUACCCUCAGAUAUGAUACCAUUAAUAGUUUUACACUCCUUCCAGCAAAGUUCAAACCAUGGUCAUUUCGUUGAUAAUCAGCCUUCAGAUAAUAAACAGAUAUUGCUUGAUGCUGAUAUAGUAAAUAGGGUCAUACAUUUCUUGUUUUCUGUUUUGCAAGUUCGAUGGCCCAAGGCUACAAAAAAGUGCAGUGUGAAAUUGAAAAAGCAAAACUAGAGCUGAGAAUACUUCAGUCAUACUGGUGGGAAUUUGAAGUGUUAUUGAGAAAAGUAUUUCCAAAUGGCUUUUUCUUUAAUGCAUCUCUAUAUUGUAUAGAACACUCAGCCUUGUUCUCAUAUUCAGUUCAGAUGGUCACACACCCCUUAAAGUUAGAUAUUAGCAAUGUUUAGUAAACCUUUCAUCUAGGUUUAUAGACUACAACAUUUAACCUUUCUCAUAAAAGGAGAUACUUACAUUAAUGUUAGAGGCACAAACAAGCCAGAGUCUUAGAGAACCUGGGAACCCCAAGGGUGUUGUUUAUGGGAAAGGUUUGGUCAACUCCCACACAGCACAGUUGCCACCAAUAGUCAUCUAACUAAUGUCUAAAAACUAGAAAACACAAGGAAAAAGUAAAUUACCCCAAAUCCAAUCCCCAGAAGCAAACACUUAAAGACCUUCCGGACAUUGUCGCAUAGAAAAAUAUUUCCUUAAAAAAAAUUAUACUACACAGGCUCUUCUGUUGCCACUUAAGAAAGAAUUGUCCUUGUCAGUACAUACUCUGCAUUAUUUAAUGCAUAUGCAGUACAGGUUUUUAAUGUACCUGAAUUUAACCAACUGUUGCACAUUUGUUUCCAGUGUAACAAUUACAAUGCUGCAGUGAAGCAGUUAUCUUAAAAAUAUACAUGCAUGUGCGAUGUCCUGUAUACUGUCCCACUCUCAAAGUUAGAAAGUAUGUCCUAUACCUGUCUCCCAUCACUCUGAGCACAGUGCCUAGCAUGCGGUAUAUUAGCCAAGAGGACUUAAAUCAGCAGUUCUCCACUAUUGGCAGUUUUGCCACCCUGUCCAGAUGGUGUCCAGACAGACAAAAUGUCUGGAAACAUUUUUGAUUGUCAGGACUAGAGGUGGGGCACUAAUAUUUUGUAUAGAGGCCAGGGAGCUGCUAAAUAUUGUACAAUGUGCAGGACAGCCCCAACAGCAUAAGCCUGUGCAAAAUGUCAACAGCACCACUAUGGAGAAACCGUGUUUAAAAUGAUGGAACAAACUACAUUCCACUGAAUUAAGACAUUGAGAUUUUCUUGCACACAACUAGGUGGCUUGCUCAAUUAGCUUUCCUCCAAAUGGGCACUUAGGGCUUCUGUCAUUCUGUGCCUUUGCUGUCUGAGACCCAUUUGCUUUCAGAUAUUCGGACCGAAAGAAAGCUCACAAUAUCAUGCAGGAAGUUCUAUGGCCAGGAAAGAGCAUCACACUUCUGCACCCAACCACUUCCAUUAGCCAAAUCCUAGUCUUGUGACCCCCACCUAAACUGCAAGGAAGGCUGGGAAGUGUUGUCUUCUAUGUAUCUAGGAAAAGGAAAUGGGAUCGUUGGCAUCUUGCCGACUUCUGUCCUUUUUUUUUUUAUUUAUUUUAAAAACUACAAAUUAAGAUUGGAGAAUGCCAACAUAACACAAAAUUGUUAGAUAAUCUUUUUAAAUAGCAUGUUUGUGUAUAGCUGCUCAAUAGGUAUUUGUUGAAUCGUAAUUUUUAUUUUUUAAAGAUUUUAUUUGUUUGAGAGAGGGAGAGAGAAUAUGAGGUGGACUCCGCACUGGGCACAGACCCUGACGCGGGGCUCAAUGCAGCCAUGAGAUCGUGACCUGAGCUGAAACCAAGCCUAACCAACUGAGCCACUUGUGCCCCAAUAGUGUGUUUUGUUUUUGUUUUUAAGCAACCAGGUAUUUAUUGAGGGCCUGCAAUGGACCUGCUGGUUAUCUUACAUCAUCUUCCCACCCUCAGAUCUACACUCCAUCCUUCACCUUGUUCUCUGUCCCAGGACCCUGACCUGACUGGGUUGUAUAGUUUCCCUCAUACACUGGCUUCCAGGUGAAUUUGCUGAAGAGGGAAGCCCAGCGGAGGUUGAGAUUAGGCUGUUUAUUUCCCACAUUCCGCAUCAAGUUGGCUUGAGCUGGCGAAGUAACUAACCUGUCCUGCACAACCUUCUCCAACCGGGGUCUUGCCAGCUUGCCUUCCUCUCUUCUCUUUGGACCUAGGCUCCUCCAUUAUCCACACAUCCUGCCUACACCUUUGUGAGUAGUACAUUUAAAAACCAACUCGCUCAGAUGACCCUGAUUUGAGGGUGCUGCUUCAGUUGCAACCCUAGCUGGUAUUAUGGACAUGAAAACCCGAUGGGAACAGUGGGAAACGUUUUUGUUUUCUUUCAAAUACAAUACUAUGUCUGCCCUAAAAAAAAAAAAAAACUUACAAGUAUCUAGGAUACCCAAGCCAGGCAUGAGUGGAAUUAGUGAGAAAUACAGCCGAUAUUGAGAGAAGAGGUCCCCAUGUGCUUAGAUAGCUAGGAAAGAUGUCUUGUGUGGAGUGGAUAAGAAGUAAUUCUCAGGGAGAUCACAGAUGAGCGGCGUGAGGUCAGAAGGCUGGUGUUGCUGAAUAGAAAGUUGCACAUUUUAGAUAUUAAGUCAUUGAUUAUUUGAUACAAGUAAAAAUGGGGAACAAUGCAAAAUAAAUAGGUUCUGUUUAGUGUAUGAAAAUCUUGGAUCCCCACCAGAGCAGACUGUUGCAUUUGAGGUAUAGAAUCAUCCUGUAGCUGUGGGAAUUGGAGAAAAUAGCCUGUUAGCUAUUUAAAAUGAAGUGGUUUGUGACAACCUGGUUGCAGGAUUAACUGCGGCAUCAUUUAUGUCAUGGACUUUGAAGUAUGUGGAAAUAAAGUCGUCAUUGUGAGUAGUAUUGACCGUUUGAUGUGAAGCACUAAACAGCAUUAACCUGCCAAGAAAUUCAAACACAUUUGUUUAUAGUAAUUAAAAUGAACGAGUUCAGCAUUCAAAUUUGGGGGAAGAAUUAUGCCCCAUCGGCUGCUACUAUCGCUUCAUGGUAGCCACCUUGAUCAGAUGGGCUACAUUUAAUUUCUCUCUGUGUUCACGGGCACCAGCCACAGGAAGUACAUGCUGAAGCAAGAGAGCCCUGGAAUUUGGAAGAUUCCCUACAAAUUGGGGCCACUCGCCUUUGCAGGAAAGCUCCCCCUUAGGGGGAAGCACCAGGUGUUGUGUAGGAAGGACGCAAUCAUGUACUGUCAUCUUCAGGAGAAGAAAAGCCGCCGAUACCAUCUUAGGCGCUUGACUCCAACUCGUAUACCGAAUGUAAGCCCCCGUGGAAAGCUGAGAACCCACUCCAGGGAAGCGCUCGUGGAGAGAAGGACCGGUGCCGGUACCGAGGACAGCACCCGGCCCCGCGCCCAGGUGGGCGAGGCGGCAGCACCGUGGACAGCACCAGCGCGCUCUGCGGGGAGAGGCGGGGAGAGGCGGGGAGAGGCGACCUCAUCAGCUGACGCCUGACGUAGGCUGGAUCCCCACUUCGAGCAGGCAGGCAGGUCCGGAUGGGCGCGCCCGCGCCGCGGCCCCAGACGGGGAGGGGCUGGCGGGGAGGGGGCGAUAGCGGAAGGCAGGCCCCACCAAGCGCGGCCCUCCGUGGCCCCCCGGGCUCGGAGUUGCGGCUGCAGCCCGCCGCCCCGGGAGCCGCGCGGGUAGGGAGGCGACGAGGCGAGAGUACUGCUCUGACGCACCGGCGCCCGGACGCUCCAGGGGCGCCCAGCUGCCGCCCGCCCUGGGCACCGCGACCACCGUCGCUGCCGCGGGGGAAGCCUGGGCAUGACAGCCUAGGAGGGCCCUGGCCGCCAGACGCAGCCCAGCUUUCUCCGCCCUGCCACGCCGGCUCCCACGUCCGUCCGCUGCCCGGCGGGAGGCGGGGGCCAGUCUGGUGGGCAGUGCCCAGGAGCCCGGCCACCAGGCGGAGGCUGCACACUCCGGGGUGGCUGUGCGCGCCGGGGCCAGCGUCUCCCUGAACGCCCCCUCUGCACAGCCCCUGGGCUGGCCUCCCGACCCGACGAUGGAUUCGCCCGUGAACCUCACCCGCUUUUCCCUCUUCACCCCGGCCCCUUCGGAGACCAACCUCAGCAGCCUCGGCACCGGCGCCGGCUCGGAAGCCCCGCGCCCCAGCCCGCCGCUCCUCUCCGUCUUCCGUGUGCUUGUGCUGACCUUGCUGGGCUGCCUGGUGGCCGCGACCUUCUCCUGGAACCUCCUGGUGCUGGCCACCAUUCUCCGCGUGCGCACCUUCCACCGUGUUCCGCACAACCUCGUGGCGUCCAUGGCCAUCUCGGACGUGCUGGUCGCGGCUCUGGUCAUGCCGCUGAGCCUGGUGCACGAGCUGUCCGGCCGCCGCUGGCAGCUGGGCCGCCGGCUCUGCCAGCUGUGGAUCGCGUGCGACGUGCUCUGCUGCACCGCCAGCAUCUGGAAUGUGACGGCCAUCGCGCUGGACCGCUACUGGUCCAUCACCCGCCACCUGGAAUACACGCUCCGCGCCCGCAGGCGCGUCUCCAAUGUUAUGAUCCUGCUCACCUGGGCGCUCUCCGCGGUGAUCUCCCUGGCGCCGCUGCUCUUCGGCUGGGGGGAGACCUACUCCGAGGGCAGCGAGGAGUGCCAGGUGAGCCGCGAGCCCUCCUACACCGUGUUCUCCACCGUGGGCGCCUUCUACCUGCCGCUCUGCGUGGUGCUUUUCGUGUACUGGAAGAUCUACAAGGCCGCCAAGGUGCGCGUGGGCUCCAGGAAGACCAACAGCGUCUCGCCCUUAACGGAGGCUGUGGAGGCAAAGACCUCUACUCAGCAGCCCCAGAUGGUGUUCACUGUCCGCCACACCACCGUCACCUUCCAGACAGAAGGGGACACGUGGAGGGAACAGAAAGACCAGAAAGCUGCCCUGAUGGUGGGCAUCCUCAUUGGGGUGUUUGCACUCUGCUGGAUCCCCUUCUUCACCACAGAGCUCAUCAGCCCCCUCUGCUCCUGUGACAUCCCCGCCAUCUGGAAGAGCAUCUUCCUUUGGCUCGGCUACUCCAACUCCUUCUUUAACCCCCUGAUCUAUACAGCAUUCAACAAGAACUACAAUAGCGCCUUCAAGAAUUUCUUUUCUAGGCAACACUGAGAAUGGCACCUGGGCAUAAGAAUGAGUAACUCAGUGAAAUUUCCAAUUCCAUCCACUUCCCCAUCCCUACACAGCACCACAUGAAAAAGGCAAGCCCAUGAAGUUUUCCAGGGUUGCCUUCAGAACUGGCCCUCACCUCCAUACUCCUAGGUAGGGAUGUGGUUCUUCACAGUCCAAUUUUGGCAACCUUAUUGAUCUAAAUUACCUAUUAUUUCUCACUUGGCACCUAACAGCCACAGACCUUUGCCCACAAAGUACCCAUUCCACCCCCAAAUCCACUCCAGCGUGGUCAUUGUCCUUGCCCCAGAGAAGUCAAACAAGGCAGAUGAGAGGGAAGAAAUCAAGCAACAUGAACAGGUUGAGAAUGGAUAGAAAAUGUUGAGGAAGAAGUCAGAAUGGGGUAGGAAAACCGUAAUUCCCAGUUUUCUGGAAUAGUCCUUAUUUUGAAAUGCCAUUCUAUGGUCCUGGUGAGUAUAACCUAGUACUUAUUGUGUAUGUUCCAAUGUUUGGCUACAAAAUAUUGUCUCUAAACCUAUUAAAGUACAUAGUCACAGCUGCAAGACCAGUGAAUAUUGGCUUUGUUUGUGGCAACCAUGCUCGUGCGUGCACGUGCACACACACACACACACACACACCAAUGAAAGUGGUGAAUGUCCCCAUUGGCUAGUUUAUUCUAAAACUCAACCCAUCGACUUGGAACAGGAACUAAAAAUCAAGUCAAAUACCUCCUUCCAUUCUGAAGCAACUACAUAUGAACAAUACUUAAAUCCAGUGGUUUCAUAGAAUCUGCCAAACGUGCUUAUUUUCUAUGGGUUUUAUUUGUAUGGAAUUUAUUCAGCUGUUGCAGGACAAAGACUCUGUCCUUGGAUCAUGGGAUUAGAGGAAAACAGUUGUCAUGACGUGGAUGAUUUACCUCAGUAGAGUUUCAUAACCAAGGGCUGUAAAGCUACACUCACCAAACACGUACACUUUAGAGGGACAGUUGGCUAAUUUGCUGUCUUUUUAUUGGUGUGUGAACCGCUGCUAUGAGGUCAACACUAGCAACUAGUGAGCCUCCGUUCCUUACAAUGUGACCCUUCUGUGUAAAUGAGUCAAGGCAAUAAAGUGAUAGUACAGUGUUGAUAUGAUCAUAUAAAAU
Molecule: messenger RNA, 7025 nt
Organism: Nyctereutes procyonoides (raccoon dog)
Lineage: Eukaryota; Metazoa; Chordata; Mammalia; Carnivora; Canidae
Gene: HTR5A
Product: 5-hydroxytryptamine receptor 5A
Exons: 5
Coding region: 4799-5887 (362 amino acids)
Biological process (GO): adenylate cyclase-activating adrenergic receptor signaling pathway
Cellular component (GO): plasma membrane
Molecular function (GO): G protein-coupled serotonin receptor activity
Source: RefSeq, a predicted model, not a curated record